CAAAUAAAAGUGAACUUUCUUGCUUUGUCAUUUUUCUCUCUUGUAAUUUUCAGAGUAGUAACUAAAAAUGGAAGGCAAUUUGGGUGGCGGAGUUAACAAUCAAAUUGAAAUUGAAACCCCAAACAACAUCACAAUCAAAGGGAUUCUUGGAUUGUUAAUGGCAAAUACAGAGGCAACAGAUAUCAAGAAAGUUAUAUCAUUAGGAAUGGGUGACCCAACAUUAUAUUCUUGUUUUCAUUCACCUGAUGUUGCACAUGAUGCUGUUAUUGAAUCUCUUACUUCUCACAAAUUCAAUGGUUAUUCACCUACUGUGGGGCUUCCUCAAACAAGAAAGGCGAUUGCAGAUUAUUUGUCGCGUGAGCUCCCAGAAAAGUUAUGUGCAGAUGAUGUUUAUAUCACAGCUGGUUGCACCCAAGCCAUUGAAUUAGCAUUGUCGAUUCUGGCUCGUCCUGGUUCUAACAUAUUGCUACCGAGGCCUGGUUUCCCAAUUUAUGCACUUUGUGCUGCAUUUAGACACAUCGAAGUUCGAUACUUUGAUCUCAUUCCAGACAAAGGUUGGGAGGUUGAUCUCAAUGCUGUUGAAGCUCUAGCAGAUCAUAACACGAUCGGAAUAGUUGUUAUAAAUCCUGGGAAUCCUUGUGGAAAUGUUUAUAGUUACCAGCAUCUUCAAGAGAUCACGGAAACUGCUAAGAAGCUUAGGACCAUAGUGAUUGCGGAUGAAGUAUAUGGUCAUCUUGCUUUUGGGGCUAACCCCUUUGUACCAAUGGGAAUUUUCGGAGACAUUGCUCCUGUGCUUACUCUCGGUUCUUUGUCUAAGCGAUGGUUAGUCCCUGGCUGGCGCCUAGGUUGGCUUGUCACAAAUGAUCCUAAUGGCACCUUAAAAACUCCAAAGUUUGUUGAACGUAUUAAGAAGUAUUGUGACAUUUGCGGAGGUCCAGCUACCUUUAUACAGGCGGCUGUCCCUCGCAUUAUUCAGCAAACUGAAGACGUUUUCUUCAGGAAGACCGUUAACUUGUUGAAGUGGACUGCAGACAUUUGUUGCGAAAAGAUAAAGGAGAUUCCUUGUAUUAGCUGUCCGUAUAAACCAGAAGGAUCAAUGGCCGUAAUGGUGAAGCUGCAUCUACCACUUAUGGUAGACAUAAGCGAUGAUAUUGACUUCUGUUUCAAACUGGCGAAAGAGGAAUCCGUUGUACUCCUUCCAGGACUUGCUGUGGGUUUGAAGAACUGGAUUAGAAUAACCUUUGCCGCGGAUCCAGUUUCUCUUGAAGAAGCACUAGGAAGGCUCAAGUCUUUCUGUCAAAGGCAUUCGUAUCUACAAAAUGAUCAUCAUUGAUUCUACUCCGCUUAACGCCUACAUAAAUUGUUGCAGAAAU
Molecule: messenger RNA, 1373 nt
Organism: Solanum stenotomum
Lineage: Eukaryota; Viridiplantae; Streptophyta; Magnoliopsida; Solanales; Solanaceae
Product: probable aminotransferase TAT2
Exons: 7
Coding region: 68-1333 (421 amino acids)
Biological process (GO): biosynthetic process; amino acid metabolic process
Molecular function (GO): transaminase activity; pyridoxal phosphate binding
Source: RefSeq, a predicted model, not a curated record